AUGCCCAUAGCCCUCGGCCUCGAAGGCUCGGCCAACAAACUCGGCGUCGGGCUCAUCUACCACUCGGGCAUCCCGAACAUUACAACCUCCACCCACCCAUCAAAGCAACCUCAAUCACAAUCACAACCCGAAGUCCGCAUCCUCUCCAACAUCCGCCACACCUACCACGCCCCCCCCGGAGCGGGCUUCCUCCCCAAAGACACGGCCCUGCACCACCGCAGCCACGUGACGGCCCUCGUCCACCAGGCCCUCAAGGAAGCCAACCUCACCCCCGCCGACCUGGACUGCAUCUGCUACACGCGCGGCCCCGGGAUGGGCGCCCCCUUACAGAGCGUCGCCCUCGCGGCACGCACAUUGGCUCUACUUUGGCAGAAACCUCUCGUCGGCGUCAACCACUGCAUAGGCCACAUCGAGAUGGGCCGGAGCAUCACGGGCGCGACCAACCCCGUGGUCCUGUACGUGAGCGGCGGCAACACGCAGGUAAUCGCGUAUUCGACGCAGCGGUACCGCAUCUUCGGCGAGACGCUGGACAUCGCCGUGGGCAACGCGCUCGACCGGUUCGCGCGCACGCUGGCGAUCCCCAACGAUCCCGCGCCGGGGUACAACAUUGAGCAGAUGGCCAAGGCGGCGGCGCGUGGCGAGAGAGAGCCGAUCCUGGUGGACCUGCCCUACGCCGUCAAGGGGAUGGACUGUUCAUUUAGCGGGAUCCUCGCGCGGGUUGACGAGCUGGCCGUGGCGUGUCUGCGCGGCAAGCUCGUCGACGCAGCUAGUGGACAAAAAGUCACGCCCGAGGACCUGUGCUUCAGUCUGCAGGAGACGGUGUUUGCCAUGCUCGUCGAAAUCACGGAGCGGGCGAUGGCGCAUGUGGGUUCAGCCCAGGUCCUUAUCGUGGGUGGCGUCGGGUGUAAUGAGCGCCUACAAGAAAUGAUGGGCCAGAUGGCGCGGUCGAGGGGCGGCGAUGUCUACGCGACGGACGAGCGGUUCUGUAUCGACAAUGGCAUCAUGAUUGCUCAUGCUGGACUGUUGGAAUUUCUGAGUGGGGAUAAGAAGGGGAUACAGCUAAAAGACAGCACUUGUACACAGCGGUUCAGGACGGAUGAUGUGUUUGUCAGGUGGAGGGAUGACUGA
Messenger RNA from Cladophialophora yegresii CBS 114405, 1128 nucleotides. Its product is annotated as glycoprotein endopeptidase KAE1. Bases 1 to 1128 code for a protein of 375 amino acids. NCBI's taxonomy places the organism in Eukaryota, Fungi, Ascomycota, Eurotiomycetes, Chaetothyriales, Herpotrichiellaceae. The record is from RefSeq and is a predicted model, not a curated record. The transcript has a single exon. Gene Ontology annotation, biological process: tRNA threonylcarbamoyladenosine modification. Gene Ontology annotation, cellular component: cytoplasm; EKC/KEOPS complex.